CCCACGUGAAACAGUGGCCCAUUUAAUAAUCAUGUUUAUAACACUAAUUUCGGGAUUUAUUUUGUGAUUAGUGUUUAACAAAACCAAAUCACGAGCGAGAAAUCGACACUCAAAAUUUCAAUUUGAGCUCCACCGCCGCUCGUCUCCGCCACCACCUUACUUGAAUCACGGUCGGAGCUAACGGACACAACCGGACCCCCAAACCGAAGCCAUCCCAUCGGCCGUCGUUUCGCCGCCUUCAGCAAAAGUAUCCGCCGGCCGCGCGAAGUGGCCGCACAAAGAAGGAAUUCAGUUGUUCAAUCUCGUCCUCUACUUAGCUUGUAAGAAACUGAAUUUAAACUUCAAUGUAGUUAUUUUUCUAAUGUUAAUUGUAUUCAUGAGCACUUGGUGUUUUUAAUGCUUCAAGUGAAGAAGAACCCUAUCAGGUGAACAAACAACGAUAGGCUUUGAAUUUUUGCAAUGUGAUAGAACAACAUACACUCUCUUUUUUUUUGUUAAAAUAAUCUGUGCAAGAAGCGUUCACGAAUUCUAAUUUCAGGCAGUUUGAUUGGAUUGUUGAAAAUAUUUGGCUUCAUCAUGCUGCUUUACUAGGUUAUACGAUUAAACUUUAUUUGCGUGAUUACUCAAAUUUUGACUGUUUCGAAAUCAGGAAUUAGGAUGCUUUUAGUCUACAUAAAAAUAUGUAGAACCAAGUUGAAAAGAUUUGAUCUGUUUGCAAAAGUUGUAUUGUCAUUAAUAAUUGAAGUUAAUCUGUUUCGCAUUUGUUUUUCCACUCAAUGUCCUACGAGUUAACUCCAAAUUUCAGUACAUUUUCACGAAAUGAUUCAAUAUUUGUCCAUAUAUUUGAAUAGGUGCAAUGGCAGGGAGUUUAAUGCAGAUAUGCCAUACCUGUGGCAGCGGUCUUGGCUUUUCCAAAGAUGACACUGGCUUCUACUAUUGUGACUACUGCGGCUCACGAGCUGAGGGUCUUAUUGAAUCUGGCCUUGAUGAAAACGAGCUUUUCAACCGUUACUCUGCCAGUUGCAACAGAGUGCGCACUGUCAAUCCAACUGCUGCUGAACCUAUCUCUGAAGUAAAACUCACCACAUCUCAGCAUUUGGAUCAUCCUAAUAUUUCAACUGCUGGUAUGGAAGUUGUUGUGGGUGAUGGAGUUGGACCUACUGAACCAAGUGAUUUUGGCUCGUCCCAGAAGAAUUUUAGCUAUGACGAAUACUAUUCUGAGAUUAGAUCAAGAUAUUUGACAGGCCUUCAGGUCAUGGUCCAAUUGCAGUGUCAGGCUUUAGUUGAGAAGUUUAAUGUGAGCCCUGUAAUUAUUGGGCUUGUUGGACCUCUAUGGUUAAGGUUUGUAGCUUCAACUAGGAUUACGGCUGAUGAAUGGGCAGACCAGGCUGUUCAUGAUUCCGAGGCUCACACACAAGGGGAAGAAGAGUUCAACGCUGUGUCUACAUAUGGACCGGAACCUGUUAAUAUUCAUGGGAAGCGUGUAGUAUAUGUAUGGUAUAAAUCUCUUAGAAGAACAAUACCUGUAUCUUGUUCUUUAGCUAUCUCCUUCCUUGCUUGUCAUGUGGCUAGGGAGGCAAUUACGCCAUCGGACAUGCUGAAUUGGACCCUUGAAGGAAAGCUUCCUUAUUUUGCUGCUUUUGUUGAAAUAGAAAAGCAGAUUGGUUCUCACUCCGAGACAUGCCCAAUUCGUGUCAGUCGUAUGUUCAGACCUAUCAAACCCAUUUCAUCACAGAAGUUGGAGUCAAUGGCAGCUGAUGUUGCUCAGAAAAUUUGUCUACAGUUGCCUCCGGUGAACUUCUAUGCUAUUGCUUCCCGCUAUUUUAGGCAGUUAUCUCUUCCGAUUGGCAAAUUUCUUCCUUUGGCAUGCCGGAUAUGUGAAUGGUCGACUCCUCCUGAACUGUAUCUGUCAGCUAGUGAUCUUAGAAUUCCUACUCGUGCAUGUGUCAUGUCAAUACUGAUCGUGACAAUACGGGUUCUUUAUGGAAUAAAUGGUUAUGGAAUAUGGGAAUCCAGUCUGUCUAAUCCCUAUUGUUCAUCAUCCCGUGAUAAGAAUGAAGAUACUGAAUCUUUGAGCCAUGUAAAUACGAAUGUUGAUGAGGACUUAUCUUCCACCAAUUUUGAACCUUCUUAUUCUAAGUCAGAUGUUCUGGAUUCUAAAUUGAAUGUUAUGGAGCUUCUACAUAUUCUGGAAGCAAAGUAUAGUGAACUGGAUUAUAUGCAUGAAUAUUCCAACGACUUGCUGUCAUACCUCCAGUAUUGCAAGGAUGUAGUUUUCUCUGGAUUACAGUCAUCAAAUGAAGGUCCUUUAGAAAAAGAGUUGUUGGAGGAGUUCUGGGAUUUUUAUCAGAAUAACAAGGCUGCCGAAACAUCAGAUAACCAAAGCACUUGCAGUACAUCACAAUGUAGUGAUCGUGAUCAAGAUUCAGCGUGUGAAAAUCGACCUUCAAAGGAGUGCCCCAAAGAUAAGGCAAUAAAGCAGUUGAAGUUGGAUAUGGAAGAUAACAAAUUCUGCUAUAUUCCUCCGAGGACUAAGGUCAAGAGGAAAGACUAUCUACAUUAUGCUAGAAGAAGGGAAGACGUGUAUAUAUAUGCUGUUCAUGCUGAUUAUUACAUCUUACUCCGGUCUUGUGCUAAGGUUGCCCAAGUUGAAACCAGGAUCAUGCAUAUUGCAGUUUUGACUUUAGAGAGGAGAUUGCAAUGGCUCGAGAAGAGGGCCGAUUCUUCGUUGCAGAUGAAACUCAAUCUUAACGAUGCUUGCGGUUUCUGCAACAAUGAUUCUGUGCAAGACAUUGGGGAUGAUCCUAUGGAUUUAAGUCUUUGAUUGUUUGGGUUUCACUCCAUCGAUGCCGAGAGCCACGCUGAU
This is a messenger RNA of Erythranthe guttata (spotted monkey flower), 2866 nucleotides long. The record is from RefSeq and is a predicted model, not a curated record. NCBI's taxonomy places the organism in Eukaryota, Viridiplantae, Streptophyta, Magnoliopsida, Lamiales, Phrymaceae.